AUGGUGUCCCAAGGUCCAGCACGCUUGUACGUGGGCCUCUGGGACUUCGAGGCACGCACGGCUAAGGAGCUGAGCUUCCAGGCUGGGGACCUCUUCCACGUGGCCAGGAAGGAGGAUGAAUGGUGUUGGGCCACGAGGCUGGACGAGGCCGGCAGGGGCCUAGCCCAGGGUUAUGUACCCCACAACUACCUGGCUGAGAAGGAGACAGUGGAAUCAGAGCCGUGGUUCUUUGGCAGCAUCUCUCGCUCAGAGGCCGUGCACUGGCUCCAGGCGGAUGGCAACGAGACAGGGGCCUUCCUGGUGAGAGUCAGUGAGAAGCCAGGAGCCCACUACGUCCUCUCGGUCCGUGACAAGAAGAUAGUGCGGCACUACAAGGUCUGGAGGCAUGCGGAGGGCCGCUUCUACUUGAACCAGGUUGUGUCCUUCCCCAGUCUGCGUGAGCUCCUCGACUACCACCACGUCCAGGGCCUGUCCCACGGCCUGCGGCUCACUGGGCCUUGCUGGAAGCACGAACCCCAGCCGCUGCCCCACUGUGAUGACUGGGAGCGGCCUCGGGAGGAGUUCACCCUCUGCAAGAAGCUGGGUUCCGGCUACUUUGGAGAGGUCUUUGAAGGGCUCUGGAAAGAGCAGGUCCGAGUGGCCAUUAAGGUGAUUGCGCGAGAUGAUCUCCUGCAGCAGCACACAUUCCAGGCAGAGAUCCAGGCCAUGAAGAAGCUGAGGCACAAACAUAUCUUGCCGCUGUACGCCGUGGCGUCCGUGGGGGACCCCGUGUACAUCAUCACGGAGCUCAUGCCCAAGGGGAGCCUGCUGGAGCUACUGCGUGACUCUGAAGAGAAGGUGCUUCCUGACUCGGAGCUGGUGGACUUUGCAUCGCAAGUGGCUGAAGGCAUGUGCUACCUAGAGUCACAGAACUACAUCCACCGGGACCUGGCUGCCAGGAACAUCCUUGUGGGGGCCAACAACAUCUGCAAAGUGGGAGACUUUGGGCUGGCCAGGCUCAUCAAGGAGGACAUCUACCUGUCCUAUGACCACAACAUCCCCUACAAGUGGACAGCCCCUGAAGCACUCUCCCGAGGGCAGUACUCCACCAAGUCAGAUGUCUGGUCCUUCGGGGUCCUCCUGCAUGAGAUUUUCAGCAGGGGUCAGACGCCCUAUCCAGGCAUGUCCAACCACGAGGCCUUCCUGAGAGUAGACGCUGGCUACCGCAUGCCCUGCCCCCUGGGGUGCCCGCCCACUGUGUACAAGCUGAUGCUGGCCUGCUGGCAGCGGGACCCCGAGCAGAGGCCCUGCUUCCGAGCCCUGCGGGAGAAGCUCUUCAGCUUCACGAGGUACGAGAACCCUCUCUGA
Messenger RNA from Orycteropus afer afer, 1347 nucleotides. It is a transcript of the gene PTK6, whose product is annotated as protein tyrosine kinase 6. Gene Ontology annotation, biological process: cell surface receptor protein tyrosine kinase signaling pathway; innate immune response; cell differentiation. NCBI's taxonomy places the organism in Eukaryota, Metazoa, Chordata, Mammalia, Tubulidentata, Orycteropodidae. The transcript has 8 exons. Gene Ontology annotation, molecular function: non-membrane spanning protein tyrosine kinase activity; ATP binding; signaling receptor binding. The coding region runs from base 1 to 1347 and encodes 448 amino acids. Gene Ontology annotation, cellular component: extrinsic component of cytoplasmic side of plasma membrane. The record is from RefSeq and is a predicted model, not a curated record.